Molecule: messenger RNA, 1125 nt
Organism: Leucoraja erinaceus (little skate)
Lineage: Eukaryota; Metazoa; Chordata; Chondrichthyes; Rajiformes; Rajidae
Gene: atp5po
Product: ATP synthase peripheral stalk subunit OSCP
Exons: 7
Coding region: 1-1008 (335 amino acids)
Biological process (GO): proton motive force-driven mitochondrial ATP synthesis
Molecular function (GO): proton-transporting ATP synthase activity, rotational mechanism
Source: RefSeq, a predicted model, not a curated record
AUGACCACUGACCUGAUGCUAUUUCCAACAUUUUGUGUUCUUAUUUUAGCUUCCUAUCAAGUGCAGCUUUCUAGUUUUGCAAUAACUAUUCCAACGGCAUCAAACAAAUGGAUUUAUCUCAGCGGGGAAGAGAAGACAGGCCAAAAACAUUGUGUUCAUAAACUUGCCCAGAAGGGGAUCAGGCUUCAGGAAACGCCAGGCCAAGCAUCACCCCCACUGAAUCCUGGGUUCUGUAGUCCCAAUCCCGAGUGUUCCCGCUUCCCGUGCUCAAACUCCCCAACCGCCCGCCUACAGCUCCCAGAAUCCACCGGUGCAACUGCGCAUCCUCAGAAGCCUCCCCGGCCUUGGGUUGACCUACAUCAGGCGAAGAAGAUGGCGGCGCCGGCCAGGUUGUGCCUGAAGGUCCGUUGCUUCAGCACCUCGGUGGUCAACCCAGUUAACAAACUGGUUAUGCCACCUAUUCAAGUCUAUGGGGUUGAAGGAAGAUAUGCUACAGCUUUAUACUCUGCUGCCAGCAAGCAGAAGAAACUGGACCAAGUGGAGCAGGAACUACAGAAGAUUAAUUCGCUAUUGAAAGAUCCCAAGUUCUCUGGACUGCUCGUCAAUCCCCACAUUAAACGCAGCAUCAAGCAAAAAGCUGUCAACGAUGUCUUGACAAAACAGAAAGUCUCGCCCAUAAUGAUCAACUUCAUGAAUGUAUUAGCUGAGAAUGGACGGUUGCGCAAAACCCCUGACGUUGUUGGGGCUUUCAGCAAGAUCAUGAGUGCUCAUCGUGGGGAAGUUCUCUGCUCAGUCACUACUGCUCAGCCUCUGGAUGAAGCAGGUCUUACAGAUCUAAAGGCUGCACUUAAUGGGUUCCUAAAGAAAAGUGAGACCCUGAAAUUGGAGACCAAGACCGACCCUUCAAUACUGGGUGGAAUGAUUGUCAGUAUUGGUGACAAAUACGCUGACAUGUCUACAAAAACUAAAAUCCAGAAACUCAGCAAACUAAUAAAUGAAGCUAUAUAGCAGUGCUCUGUGAUCUGGGUAACAACCUAUCAGAUGUUUAAUGUAAAUCUGUUUCACUGUAUUUGCAGUGAACAUCUUCCAAUGUUCAAAUGAAGUAAUAAAAAUCAUUCUCUGAAA